This is a messenger RNA of Ceutorhynchus assimilis (cabbage seed weevil), 14015 nucleotides long. Lineage: Eukaryota; Metazoa; Arthropoda; Insecta; Coleoptera; Curculionidae. The record is from the annotation of a GenBank genome assembly.
GGUGAAUGUUGAAAAAUGCCUAUAGAACAUAUAUCAAAAAGUAGAACAGGUCUAAAGAAAACGCCUUGACAAAACAGCUGUUCAAUGACAUGAUGGAAAUGAAAAAUCAAGAAAGUAAACAACAAUUAUUAUCAUAACCUCAGAUUAUGAUGAUGGUACUACCUCCUUUUCCUAAGAUUCUAAUCAAUAACAGCGGGCCCUGCCGUACUGAAUCAAACCUUCCUAGAUCAAUUAACCACAAUCGCAAACCUGAACCAAAAAACUUUCAGUAGAAGGCAGUACUCAAGAAUGCAUCUUGUUCAAUAUGCUCCUUCCCACGCCUGUACAGUUUAAUUCAACCUGUGCCGUAACGCAGCGACAACGUUUCGUCUACUAGACAGGGCGUCCUUUUUUGGGACGCCCCCUGGGGGUGCGCAAAUAUGUAAUCCACCUUCGGCAUCGUCACAGCCCCGCGUGCCGUCUUCGAAUAUGUUUUCGAAAUUGCGGAGCGGCAGCGGUGGCGGUGACAGAGACUUGAGACCGCCCCUGGACACCAACCCUAUCACCAACCAUUACGAAGUCGGUAAACAAGUGGCCAACGCCGGUCCUGAACUUGUAUGGAAGAUUUACGAAGCGUACCGAAAAAGUGAUGGAAAGGAAUGUUCCGUUUUUGUUUUCGAAAAACGCUGUGCUGAAAAAUUACACAAGCCUAAGAGGAAAGAGACUGUUACCGAAAUAUUGCGAAACGGCAUCAAGGAAUUGGAAAUUUAUAGGCACCCUAAGCUUUUACACGUACUCCACUCGAUAGAAGAAUGCGAAAACACCUUGGCAUUCGCCUCAGAACCAGUUUACGCUAGUCUAGCCAAUAUAUUUGCGUUCCAAGAAGCUGUAACGACCACAUCGUCACCGGGCGGUACACAACAGCCACCAUCAAAACCUGGACUGAUACAAAGAGAGUAUAAUUUUUUGGAUAUCGAGUACAAAUACGGUUUGUUACAGAUAACUGAAGCGCUCGCCUUUCUCCACUUCACAGGACACGUGAUCCACAAAAACGUGUGUCCUGGAAGUAUACUCGUGACCAAACGCGGCACCUGGAAGUUGGCUGGAAUGGAAUUUAUAGAAAAACUACAUGAUACAGCAGAUGGUGCCGAAGUACCUUGCCAGCCUUGGACUUCUCGUCUAUCCAAGAUGGUUCAACCGAAUCUUGACUAUAUUGCUCCAGAAUAUCAACAACAAUCCAAAUGCAGCAUCAUGAGCGACAUGUUUUCUCUUGGAAUGGUCAUGUGCGCAAUUUUCAACAACGGCCGAUCCCUGAUCCAGGCGAACUAUUCAAGCUCGGCGUACUCGAAGCAAUUUGAGCUUAAUGAAGAUCAACUGCGUAACAUUUUACCGAGAGUACCAGCAGGCUUACAGGAAUGCGUUGUACGACUUGUGAAUAAAGAUAUUCGUCAAAGACCAACAGCACAAUUGCUGAUGCUUCUUAAAUAUUUUGAUGAUCCAUUGGUUCAAGCUCUUCAAUAUCUGGACACAAUAAUGAUGAAAGAUCCCACACAGAAAAGUCAUUUUUAUCGAAAUACUCUAAAGGACGCUCUACCAUACAUUCCUAAAAAACUCUGGUAUCAACACGUCUGGCCUUCUCUGAGACAAGAAAUGUGCUCUCAAGAAGUACUUGCAGCAGUUUUACAACCUGUGCUCUUUAUUGUGCAAGAAUCCACUAUAGAGGAGUAUGAAACAUUUAUCCUUCACAAUUUUAGGCAGUUAUUUGCCGCUCCAAAAACAGUACAAGCUACUGUUACAAUUUUGGAAAAUUUACAUAUAAUUUUAGAGAAAACUCCUAAAGAUGAAAUCAAAAGUGAAGUACUUCCAAUGCUGUAUAAUGCUUUUGAUAGUCCUACUAUUCAAGUACAGAAUGCGGCUUUAAUAGCUGUCACUAACAUAUCUGAAUAUUUGGACGAAAGCGCAAUAAAAAUGAUCAUCCUUCCCAAAACCAAAGUUAUCUAUCAAAACAAUAUAAACGAUUUGAAGCUGGUUUCCAACGUACUUUCUUGCAUAGAACGCAGCCUUGACCGCUUGGACAAGUCGCAAAUAAUUGACGAAAUCAUGCCUUUACUUCAUGAAAUCCGAUUAAAUGACCCUAUGGUCAUUCUACGAGUUGUCAAUAUCUAUCGAUUGAUGCUAAGCGACAAAAAGUACGGUCUCAGCAUUAGCCUGAUGGCCACCAAAGUAAUGCCCCAUCUUAUACCACAAACGGUUAACCCAGCUCUAAACUUAGAGCAAUUCACUGUCCUUAUUGAAGUGCUGCAAGACAUGCUCGACCAAAUAGACCGUAAUCAAAGAAACAAGCUUAAACUUGACAAUCUAUCUUUGCCUAGUCCCGAAAGGCAUCGGCCCUUGAGACACCAGUACAGUUCGGACAACAUGCACGUACCACCCUUCAAUAUUCCUAAUUUGAGAAUUGAGCAAAGGAAGACUUCUAGUGCUGAGGAUAUGCAACGCAAAAAUUCUUCAGGUGGUCUUUUGAGUGGUUCUUGGUGGUUCGGAGCUCCAUCCUCCCCAGACAGUAACUUCUUAAGGGUUGCUAAUGCGUUUCCUAAUCGUCGACUAUCGGAUAACACUCUUAUGACUCCAAAGAUUCGUAUAGCUCCUUCUUGUGCUUCAUCCCCUGGAGGAACUCCUGGGGGUGGUUUGCCUAUAAGAAGGCAUUCAAGUAUUGGUCCGCAGGAAAGAAGAGGUUCUACUGUUAAUUUGUCUCCUCCGACGGGUUAUUCGAAUGGUUACGUACCAGGCAGGGGUUCUCACGGCAGCCUCAUGUACCACAGGAAACACUCGGGCGGCGCGUUCGGGUACAGCUCGGUAUCUCGAGAAGGCUCGAGCCUAUCUGUGCCUUCGACGUCACACCUGGCUAGAAACAUGAUUGGUGGUUCAAUGCCGAACACAAGCAGUAGCGUACCGUUCCUCCUGAGCAGCAGCAUGCAAUCGAUAAGAUCGAGACGGACGUCGGCGGCGUUCGGUGGUUCGCAGGGCGGCAGCAACAACCUAUUGCAACAGCUCGGAUCCGGCAUGGUAAGGCUACCCCCCAACCCACAGCAGCGCGGGGGCGGCCGGGCGUCGGUGGGGCAUCUGUCCCCCUCUGGCCCGGUCCGCAAGUGCCCCUCACUCAACAUUACGUUUAGCUGAGCAGUCGCCUAAAAGCUAUGGUCGCCCUUUUUGACAUCGUCGGCCACGCCGUCGCCCUUUGCCGCCCCAGUUGCCGUAUCAAUUUUUCGGUGGACGUCAAUAAACGGACUUACCCAAGCUUACUACCGACGCCAGUAUUGUAGCGUGUAGGCAUACCCCCUAAAACCGCACCCAGUAAAUUGGCAGAAUGCAUUCGAUGUUAUCCAGAGCACAAUAAAUAACUUACCGAAUUUGUAUAACUUAACCCUCCGCACCGUGUGUCUGCCCCUACAUACACACAAAAAAAAAACAAAAAAAAAACCUGUAAUGGCGAAGAGUGGCAAUCGAACGACAAUCAUAUAAAAAUAUGAAAACGUGGCAACAAUGUUUGUUUUUUGAAUGUUUAUUAAUUCGAUGUCUUUUGUGUAAUAGAAUUUUGUGUCCAUUUUAUUAUUAUAAAAAAAAAAUAGCUUAUAUUUGAACAAGAGGUUGGUGGUACGUAAAAAUACCGGGUGGGACAACUAAAACGCAUCCUGUUUGAAGUACUGUACUCACAUCUGGAUUUAGAAGCAAAGGUUCAAAAAACUAAAUUCCUAAAUUAUUAGCAAAUGCGAUAACGGCAAGCUUAAAAAUAGUUAGCUAGCAAAAAUUUUUCAUUUAAUUCCUCUCACAUGUGGUUUUGAUAAGGUUGACCUGGAGGCCUCAUCUGUUUAUCCAUGACUGAGUCUGUAAAGUGUUUGUCUGACUGGGAAUAUUUUAGAGAAAAGGGGGCUUAAAGAGCUAUGAUGUUAAAGAUCGCACUGCUUCUAGUGAUAGCAUGAUGUUUCAGUUUCGGAGGAAUGAAGAGUCUGAUCUAAUAUUGUGGCAUGUUUACCCAGAUCAUCUUGAGAAUGAGGCCUUCAUUACAAAUCCUGUCAAAUAACAUCGCGUUGGGUUAUACCUUGGUAGCUUCGUGGUGAUUAGUGAUAAACUCUGAAUCUGAUCUGUUCAUUUGUUGGUAUCCAGGAGCAAAUGAUGGAGUCAUGGAGGCCUUCUCUUAAUAUCUUCUCUACACAAUAUACAAGGUCCACUUAUUAAUUUGGAGAUAUAUUAUGUUAAUUUAAAAAUUACAGCUUUCAGGUCCGCAUCUGUUACUUUCUCUUGGUAGCUUUGGGAGGGGUUCUAGCUGAGGCUUUUUGGUGCUUCGGAUCUCCAUUUCAAUACCACAAUUUGUUCGUAGACAACACUAUUUUUUGAACAUAACCAUAAAAGGUAGUAGAUAAAAACCAAAAUACAGACAAUAUAGAUACCUAUAUUCCUCCAGAUUGAUGUGCAUUUCCUCUCAUUAGAGUAUAAUCAAACUAUUCGCGGAAAAAAAAAGAAGUGCGACACAAUGCGACACUUAUUCCCUCCCUUGUGAUGUGGAUAACUAUUUUUAUAAAUAUGUGACUUUGAAGACGGUUAUCGAAUGUACUGCCAGAAGAGGUUUCAGGAUUACCGGAUAAUACUUUUACUUGUCACGAAACGCGUUACGCAGCAACACCACGACUCUGAAGGAGGAGUGGUGUUUUGCUGGUUAUACAACUCACUGUACAUUAUUCCCAUAUGACACGAGAAGCUUAAUAAGUAAUAAACCUUUUGGGAUUAUCGCGCUUGGUGGCAUUUAUAGUAAAUUCUAUUAGAGAAUUUUUUUUAAAUUUUAAAGUAUUAAAGUUUAGUUCGUUAUAUAACCUUUUGAAUACCACUCGAUGUUUCAGGAUUACCUAAUACUUUUACCUGACACUCAACGCGUUACCAGCAACAACACUUCUCCUUCGGAGUCGUGGUGUUGCUGUGUAACGCGUUUCGUGACAGGUAAAAGUAUCAUCCGGUAAUCCUGAAACCUCUUGUGGUAUUACAUUCGAUUAUACAACUCACUGUACAUUAUUCCCAUAUGACGCGAGAGGUUUAACAAGUGAUAAGCCUUUCGGGAUUAUCGCGCUUGGUGUAUUAAAGUUUAGUUCGUUGUAUAACCUUUUGAAUACCACUCGAUGUUUCAGGAUUACCUAAUACUUCUACCUGACACUCAACGCGUUACGCAGCAACAGUGAGUUGUAUAAUCGAAUGUAAUACCACAUGACUUCAGGAUUACCGCGUUACGCAGCAACACCACGACUCCGAAGGAGGAGUGGUGUUGCUGGUAACGCGUUGAAUAUCAGGUUAAAGUAUUAGGUGAUCCUGAAACAUCGAGUGGUAUUCAAAAGGUUAUAUAACGAACUAAACUUUAAUACUUUAAAUGCAAAAUUGUUUCUAUAAUAGAAUUUGCUAUAAAUAUUGCCACCAAGUGCGAUAAUCCCAAAAGGCUAUUUACUUAUUAGGCCUCUCGUGUCAUAUGGGAAUAAUGUACAGUGAGUUGUAUAAUCGAAUGUAAUACCACAUGAUUCAGGAUUACCGGAUAAUACUUUUACCUGUCACGGAACGCGUUACGUAGCAACACCACGACUCUGAAGGAGGAGUGAUGCUGCUAGUAACGCCGUGAGUGUCAGGUAAAAGUAUUAGGUUAUCCUGAAACAUCGAGUGGUAUUCAAAAGGUUAUACAGCGAACUAAACUUUAAUACUUUAAAUGUAAUUUUUUUUUUUAUAUUAUAUUUAUUAGUAUUACCACCAAGCGCGAUAAUCCUAAAAGGCUUAUCACCUAUUAAGCCUCUCGUGUCAUAUGGGAAUAUGGUUGGGAAACCUCUUGUGGUAUUACAUUCGAUAAUCCCUGAAAGAUAUACAAAUCGUUCUAACGUUGGUAAGUAUGGUUUAAAAAUGGACCUCAAUCAGGAUGCGUUUUAUACUUCACCCAAUUUGAAAACUUGGAUUAUUCAUUAUUUGAUGGCCAAAUUAAUUUCAAUGUGCCAAAUUUCCUGAAUAUGAAAAAAAUAGUCCAAGAGCAUAUUGACUUCUUUUCAAUACAUAUUUGCAACGCAAUUGUUUAUUUAAGCGGCAAUUGUGAUGCUCCUUUUUGUUGGUUCUUCUUAUCAAAGGAAACAUUCAUUUUUGUAGUUCGGAUUUUCAUCUCAACACAAAAUUAUUAAAAAAGAAACGAUUUAAAAAUGUAUGUUUCCAAAAAAAAGCAAAAAUAAGUGUGUCUUUUUUCCAGCCUUGUAAUUUUAAACAAAAAAUAAUGAGAGAUGUGUGUAUAGCUAAAGAAAAUAUUCUCUACAAUUUUGUCAGACAAUCGCCUAUAUAAUUAUUAAAUUUUAAAAAAUCAGAAUAUAACCUCGAUAUAAUAUUAUACACUUCAUAUUUUUCAUAAGGCAUAUUUUCAUUAAUAAGAAAUAAAACUAAAUGUUAAAAAUAGAUAUUUGUAAAUUUGUGAUGAUUGUUCUCUUGGUAGUAAAUUCUCAAAAUUUUUGUACUUUUUGCUCCCUCGUCUUGCUUCUUCAAUACUAAUAUACGUAUAAACUAUGAUAAUUCUCCUUUAAAAUGGGGACGUUAGUCAUACCAAAAAUCAUGUUCAACACCCUAGAGUUGCACAUGGAUUUUGGUAACUGUUUCGAGAGACUGGUAAUAUCCUUCCCAAAAGAAUUUAUUUUUCAUAUACUUAUAAUUAGUUGGGUUUUAUGUUUAAAAUUUUAUUUUUUAGUUAAGAAAGCACCCAUUGAGGAUGUAUACAGGGUCACUCGGAGAUCGCUUCCAUGGUUUAAACAACCAUACUUAUUUUUAGUUUAUUGUAGAAAUAGGUUUUUGAUAAAGCGGUUUUUAAUCUGUGUGUGGUGGGAUUGGUAUCAAUCAAGUCAGUUGUUUGAAUACUCAAACUGAGACAAUUAUUUUCUUUUUGCAUCAUCAGUGUCCAAAUGAUAGUAUAAGUAACAAAGACCGAACACUGGUUCUCCUGGGAACGCUGCUCCCCUGUUUCUAAACUAGGGUCCCUGGUCGGGCGCCACCGACGUAUGGACGUUUACUAAACUAUAACAGCAAAAUGAACUAUUUUCGAGCCUUUUUGGUGUGAGAACAUUGUUUUCUGGAGUGCUAUGUCAUUUUUCAGCACUAAUAAUUAAUUUUUCCUGACUUUUAGAGCGCUGUGGAGUGGAGUAUUGUGUAGAUUCUCCCUACGUCGGGAGUUCGGUUAGGUUAGGUCGAAAAUGAGUGGGCAUAUAACGGACCUCCAUUGCGACUCAUUGGUCUAUUCUGGCUCGUGCCUAUUUAUACUUUUCCAAUCAUGCCUAUUUGUCCAAUGAAGUCCAGGACAGUGGUUGGAGAGAUGCUGUUCCGGUCUCCCAGUGGAACAGUUGCCUCUUUUAGAUAAAUUUUCAAACAUCUGGGCGGUUGAUUUCCGCUAGGACCAGAAGUCGCUUGAUCUCUGCCUUAUGGGCGGAAUCGCACUUGCCCAAAGCCAAAGUAUGUCCUGAACCACCAAGUGCUUUCAUUCAAAGAUUGUCAAUGGCGAAUGUCCAGGUUUGACCAGGACCAGAAUCCGAUUCAUUCCGACUAUUCAUUCUUGGCCUCCGCAACAGCUACAAAGAAAACAUCAUAUGUGAAACGAGUACCCGAAUAAUAUUCCACCACUUCAUGAGAGCCAGGAGGGCGAAGCUGGACCUAACGAUCAUAUAUGUAGACGAAUUCCUCGACAUGUCUAUGUGCUACCAGUGCUGUCGAUUUGGGCACGUCAACAAAUCAAAACCGGUAUGAGAUUUGACGGGGAGCACAAAAGGCGCGAUUGCAAGAAAGAAGACCCGGAUUGCGCCCGAAUGACCAUUAGACGAAUUCAAACCUGCGAAGACACAUGGCGUGGGACAUGACUGCCCCAUAUACAAAAUGAGGAUCGAAAGAAAGAGGACCAACAUAAACUACAGAUGAAGGAACUCAACAUAUUGCAAUUUAACUCAGACAGAGGACGAGCCGCGACAGGCCUAAUGGAAACAUAUGCAGAACAACAUAAACGUCAUAGUGGUACAAGAGCCGUACAAAAGUAACCAAAGUCGCAACUAUCACAUUUAUGGAUGUCGAGGAGGCACAAAAACACACAUUUGGACAAAAAAGAUACAACGGGAAUCACAAGCUGCAUGCAGUUAGGCAACAACAAUUCGACAACUGUUAGGCUGGUCGACGGAGCGGACACGGUCAUCUACAUAACAUCAAGAUACGACAAGCCGGGGGUGACGCCAACACUAGGCUACUCCAAAACUCGGCAACCUACUUUGAAACAAACAGAGGCGCAAGUUAUAUCGACCUGACACUGGCUGAAGGAAUCGUUGUAUAUGGAUGGUGUGUCAAGCAGGACUAAAAAGCACUCAGUGGCCAUAAGUACAUCACGUAUAAAAUCAGGACCCAGUAAAAAUACAGUUUUAAACGAAAUAGAAUAUACCAUUUUAACACACCGACUGGGAAUACUUUAAAAGCCAGCUGGAGGAGGCCGCAUAGAGACAAACCUGGGGUUAAGAAACCCCCUAACAGCUAGAGCAAAAAGCAAGAAAUCUGCAGUAAUUGCUGCAAAUCCCACAUACAUACCAAGCUGACAGACGAAGAUAUCGACGACUGGUGAAAUGGCGGUCUACGGAAAACUAGACAAAAAACGAAAAAAAACUAGGAAAGAGUAGCAGAGAGAGCUCGACCAGGAUUGGAAGUCAGUACUGCUAGAGCAACUCAGAUCCCAGAAACUAGCGUAUAAAAGGGCCAAGUUCCAAGUCAUACAGGAAAGGGUGGUGGACAGGGCGAAUAACGAAUCGUGGCACAGACUUUGGCGAUUCUUGGGGAAGACAAGGCACCAGCCAACAUAAAACGAGACAAUGGCACCUACACAAUAAGCGAGAACGAGAACUACGAAUACUUGUUGAAUAAACACUUUCUAGAAGACAACCCCGAACUAGACAAUGAUAAUAGAAGGGAAACCAGAGACAAACGCUACAAAACAGAAUAGAGACUGGAGAGAGGCGGCAGAGGCCAUCCUCAGCCUGAAUCCUAAAAAGGCAAUAAACUCUGAGAGAAUACCCAACGAAGCAAUGGGUCAAAUAUUCGCGGCCCUAACGAACAUCAUAUGUGGCAUCUACAGGGACUGCCUAAGGCUCGGUCACUUCUUCAAGGUAUGGAAGGGCGCGAAUGUUAUAUGGAUCCCGAAAAAAGAUGGAACCUUGGGUAAAUUAUUCGACCGAAUACUAAAUAAGAGACUGCAAACACACUUAGAACGCACAAAUAACAUAAGCAAACGACAAGACGAGUUUACAGAGGGAACAGGAACAGUGGUACUGACAAACGCUACUCGCCUGAUGGACAAUAAUAAAGCUCAGGGUCUACAUCAAUCAUUUGCUUAGACCUGGAAAACGUUUUAAGAAAAGUGUUUCACAGCUACCACCUAAAAACCCCCCUCCAGCACAGCCAUCAUACCUCUACCCACCUCCACUGUAAACCCUCUUCCGUGAAGCUUCUACCUUGAAGAGGCACUUUUUUAUAUCCCUCCAUUUUUUGAAAACUAUAGAAUAUUUAACCAAUUAUUCCAUUUGUAUUCGUCAAUUUUGGGGCUGUCCCGGGUCAAAUCCCCAAAAUUUUAGAUCAAAGGCGCCGCCGAUCUAGAGAUUUUCCCACGGUAUCGUAAAACUUCUCAGGCUCAAGUGCCCUUCAGACCAAUAUCCACCUCUACUACGUAAAUGGUUCACCAGAUUCACAAGAAAAAUGUUAUUAUUGCAAUAAAAUUAAUCCCGUGGAGUUUAGAACACUAUUGACGAAUACAAAUGCAGGAAUUAUUUAAAUAUUCUCUAGUUAAAAAGUGAAGGGAUAUGGAAAGAAGUACCUCUACAGAGUAGAAGCUUUUUGACAUAGUAGUGGGUAUUACUCUGAUAGAUGUGAGGUGGGUAUGGGUCAUAAACAGGUGCAUUAAUUUUAUUGCAAUAACAACAUUUUGGUGGGUAUUGGUCUGAUACCCGGGGGCACUUGAGCCUGGGAAGUUUUUCGAUACCGUGGGAAAAUCUCUAGAUCGGUGGCGCCUUUGAUCUGAAAUUUUGGAGAUUUGACCCAGGCCAACCCCAAAAUUGACGAAUACAAAUGGAAAAAUUGGUUAAAUAUUCUUUAGUUUUCAAGUAAGUGAGGGGAUUUGGAAAGAGGUACCUCUUCAGAGUAGAAGCUUUUUGACAUAGUAGGGGUGGGCAUUGCUCUGAAGCUGUGAGGUGGGUAUUGCUAAUAAACAGGUGCAUUAAUUUUAUUGCAAUAAUAACAUGCUGCUUCUGAAUCUGGGGACCAUUUACGUAGUAGAGGUGUCUGAUAGCCGGGGGCGCUUGAGCCUGGGAGGAUGGAACAGAAAUAAAACACGGUAUGGGAAGCGUGCAAACACUGGAAGGAGAGAAGUGAUGUAAGGUACAAGGGAAAAACCAAGAUGCUUUUCAUGCCCCACAAUAAUGAUAUGAGAGGGCCUAGCCUCAAAAUAAACGGGAAGAAUGUUGUCCUGCGAGAAUAUGUUAAGUACCUUGGAGUAAACAUAGACCGCAAAGAAGCUACAUCUAGCAUAUGAGAACCGUCAGAGUUAAAGUAUCAAAAGCGGCUAUGAACAUCACAGGAAUGAUCAGGCGAAAGUGGGGCCACAGCAGAGUCGUUAUCAGAAAGAUACUCGAUAAAGUUCUCAAACCGGUCGUUCUAUAUGCUAGCGAGAUGUGGGGAGACAGGGCUACCACAGCCUUUAGGAGGAGGCAUAUGGAUGCUGCGGUCAGACCAAUGCUGCUAAUGACCUGCAGAGCCUACGCCUAAUAGCGCACUGCAGGUACUGGGUUUCACACCACUGUAUCCAGAUCCAGAUACCAGACGCAAACCUUCUGAUAAUAAUGGAAAGAAGGCAGGCAAUCGAUCUCCUUAACAAUGGACCCAUCAGAGAUAAGUUAACUGCACACAUACUAAGAAGGACAGAAGAACAUAUCGAACACGGAAGGAGUAUAAAAUACCAAUGGAAAAAAGGGCACUGUAACACAAACCCAAGGAACAGGGAAGCCGAUAUACUGGUUCAAGCUCCGCCAAACGACAGGGACAUGCACUUGCAAUCAUAACCUGAUGGAGGAUGCCCAGCAUGUCAGAGAGGUAUGUAGCCUCGAUGAAAGAUGAGCGAUUAGGGACUAGAUUCUUGCGGAGUACGGAGACUUUCGAAUAACCCUCAGACAGGACAACAGGAUAUUGACAGAACAGAUACUUAAAAUAAACAAAUGGGCAGACGUGGCAGUGAAAGACACAGACAUGGAUAAGGACAGAGAUGCAGACCCUAAUUUGUAAACUAGCAAAGAAAAUUGUAACCUCAAAAUAAAGAUAUUAUAGAAAAAAAAAUAGAGAAAAUAAAGAAAAUAAAAAGGGCACUCCCGCUAUUUUGACCAUGGUUGGCUAUGGGUUGUAGGGUUCUCUCAUGCUGACAGUGGUUUUUUUAUUUAGUGGGUUUGCGCACCGAUUUGGGUAUAAUUUUCGAAUGUUCAUUGUUGGGUGUUCAGGUCAUGGUUCAUCCUUCUCAACUUUAGAAGUGCUUCCUGCGGCUUCAGCCUUUCGUUAGACGUAUCGUCCGGUAAAUGCGCCACACAUUUGUGGCUUCAGGAGGUCCUUUACUCUGAGGAAAUUUGCUUUGGCUCCUUCCCAUGGAUGCAGACGCCUUCUCCGGCCAUCUAAGGCUUUUCUCGUUCGCGAAGGUUAUUUGUGGCUAUCCAGGCCUAUGAGAGCAGCUCUGGAACAUGAAACCUAACCUGCGGACCGUCUUCGCCCUUCGGUAAUUUGUUGACGGCCUCAACUACUGCCUACUGUAGCGUAUGUGUGUGAAGCACUUGUUAGGGAACUUGGAAUGGAUUAUUUCGAUACUUUCAUCCGUAGCAACGUCCCGGGCCGAGCCUUCUUCACAUACUGGCUGAACGUGGGCGCUUGUUACCGUCUGGAGUACUGUUAUGUGGAUGUGAAAUUCUGGUUUCUGGUGAACGGUGAACUCGCUUUGUAUCAAUUUUUUUGGCUUCCACGGUGCUGGCGCUUGGGAUUAAUUCUCCUGAAUUGGAUUGGUGAAUUCGCCCGGUUGUUUUUUUUUUCCAACUCCGAUAACCAUGUUUGAAAUCGCGCAAUUCGAAUCAGUUUGCCAAACUAACUAGAACAACAGAGUUCUUGAACUUUGAUACUAAUCAGCUUUCAUCAAAGGACAUACGGUAUCACUUUGCCUUAUACAAUUUCUAGGGUGCUGAUGGUGCAAGUAAAUAUUUGCCAUUUGCUAUUUGCCAUACCCACUCUCAGCUAAAUAAAAUCAGCGAUUUUUAAUUUAGCUAGUAUUUAUUUAAAAUGUAUUAUAAUUUGUUUCUAGUCAAUUUAUAUUAAUAUUUCUCAUAUUUCAAAUUCAAAUAAUUUGAAAAUUGAAUCAAAAGACUUAAACAUAUUUCUUGUAUAUCUAUUUCUUCUGUACGUUACUUAUCGGUUUUAGAAAUAUUAUGAGAAAGGUAGAUUUUGAAAUGAUUGUAAUAACACUUUUUAUAUCAGUGAAAACAGAUAGCACAAUCUUUAUACACUUUGAGGGUUUGCAAAAAUAUCAACUUUGGACGCAAAUAAUAUAUUUAAGAAUGUUGAACAUUCAGCGUUAUUUUGAAAUAAGACUCUGUUGAUGAAAACUUCUCUUGAAGCAUUCAAAAAAUACACAAGCCUGGUUACUUGCUUUUGCAAACCGACUCGAAAUAUUUUUUUAAAACCUAACUGUAAGUACUUUUUCUAGGACUAUAAUUCUAUUUUAUGAAAAAACACUUUUUGACAAUCUUUUUAUCAUGUUGUGCACAAAGUAAAAUGAAACUCCUUCUUUGUGUUUAGAAUCAAAAUAUUAUACUCGCUAGCAUUUAAGACUAUUGUAUGUGUACAUUUUCAAGCAAAAAAAAAGAAAAAUCGCCAAUUCUCAAAACAACCAAACCAUAUCAAAAAUAAAUAUUUGUAUAAAAAAAAAAUCUAAUAAGAUAUUUCUUAUGUUCGGUGUAUAUAGGACGAUUAGGUUAUUAUUAAUUGCAUCCAGAUCUAACAGACUUAAAAAUUCAAACAAAACCUUGUGUGGAAAUGAAUAGGAACAAAACCGUUCGGUCUGGAUGUGACUUUAUUCAAUUAAGUGUGAUUUUCGAAAAAAAAAAAUAUUAAAAAUCAAUGAAUGAUAGUACAAAACAACAAUAAGAAGAGAAAAGAAAAUCUCAAUAUCUUUUUGUUGAUCAAAGAUUUAAAGUUAUUGAACAAAAUCAAAUACAUAAACAUUUUUCAGCUUUCAUUAAAAUAUUCAAAUUUCCAUAAUAAUUAUAGGAGCAAAAAGAGAGGUCCAAUGCAAACAAGGAGGCAAUAAGAGGGUUUAUAGCAAUAUUUGGAACAAAUAUUUUACUGGAGGUUGAAAAAAUGAUGCAUAUUUUCAAAAUUUUUCUUGUGAUUUGUUUAUUAUGAAACACAAACUGCAAAUUGUAGUUUAUGGUUGUGAUCAGAAUGGUACAAAAUGUAAAGAUUUAGCAUCACAAUAGAAAUGAUAUACCUAUAGUAUAAUUAAAUAUUUAUGUUGUUUCUCAGUCUGUUGUGAUGACAUGUUAGAAAAUAUAAUAAAAGGAUUUAUUUGAAACAGGUGCGCUACCUCUGAAAUGCUUUCAUCUGACUCUAUGAGAUUUUCUAGAAACAUAUCAAAAAAAAAUUGGAAAUGUUGACAUGAUCAGAAAUAUAAAAAAUGUGAUAAUAUGUUUAAAAUUGUGUUUUAUUUUGAGGAAAUUUAGUCUUGUGUGUUGUGGUGGAAUAUCAUCAUUUGUGAUUCACAAACUUAUGAGCAGUGGCGCCGCCAGGGGAGGGCCAGAGGUGGCCGGGGCCCCUCCUGAAAUUUAGCCCUUAUGGCAAAAACCUAUACAUCGAAAAUAUGAGAAUAUGUUGACUUCUCUGCAAUCUGCGAUAAAUUUGAGCCGCGUAGCGUAGCAGAACCCUACCCACUAGACCAUUUACUU